This is a messenger RNA of Salvelinus fontinalis (brook trout), 6744 nucleotides long. Its product is annotated as actin-binding protein WASF3-like. The coding region runs from base 4912 to 6327 and encodes 471 amino acids. Gene Ontology annotation, cellular component: cytoskeleton. The transcript has 8 exons. Gene Ontology annotation, biological process: positive regulation of Arp2/3 complex-mediated actin nucleation; actin cytoskeleton organization. Gene Ontology annotation, molecular function: protein kinase A regulatory subunit binding; Arp2/3 complex binding; actin binding. NCBI's taxonomy places the organism in Eukaryota, Metazoa, Chordata, Actinopteri, Salmoniformes, Salmonidae. The record is from RefSeq and is a predicted model, not a curated record.
CUGUUUCUGUGUUCAGCCUAAUAUGGUUCUGAGGCAGCUGUCAAUCGUUGUCCCUGAUUGAGAAUCAUAUAUAGGUGGCUUGUUUUGUGUUGGGGAUUUGUGGGUGGUUGUCUCCUGUGUCAUUGUUUGUGCCACACGGGACUGUGACGGUUAGUACGUUUGUUGUUUUGUAUUCUUGUCUAGUUUUCAUGUCAUUAAAUUAUGGAAACUUACCACGCUGCACAUUGGUCCUCCGAUCCUUCUCGCCUCUCCUCGUCUGAUGAGGAGGACGACUUAGACUGCCGUUACAAUGUGUCCAUCUGAAGCAUCUAUCUCCUGCAGUAUCUUAUUAUGGAGAUUGUUUUAGGCCUAGGCAAUCAGACAGAAUCAGAAUCAUGUUUAUUGUCCUACAAGAGGAAAAUCUUGGCAUAGAUCACAAAUAACACACACAAAGCAUAUAGAAAACACAGCAGGAAACAACCCAUAGCAGGAAGCUGCAUGGAAUUGCUAAGGAAGCAAACUUAACUACCACAAGAGAAACUGAAGGAUAAUUGUUGGGUAAUGGUGGUAUAGGCCUAGAUAUAAUCAUCACAGAAAAAGUGAUACAUGGAGGAUACAUGUUAUAGUGUCUGGGGGCUCAGUGUCAUGGAUAGUGUCGUGUCUUUGGCAUCAUUAAACUGAAGAUUAAUCUUUAUCAAAAAUUCUCUGUAAUUAUUAUUACGUGAUUAAACUACUUAAUCAUGUAACUGUAAUUAACUAGGAAGUCGGGGCACCAAGGAAAAUAUUCAGAUUAGAAAGUUAUAAUUUUCCUAAUAUAACUUUCAGAUAUUUUAAUAUCGGAUCACUUAGUCUUCUGAUUAACGAAUUAUUAUUUACCUCAUUCCAAACGUCGUAAAUGGUUGGUUAUCUGCACGAACCCAGUCUUCACUAUGAGUCAUCCAUACAUCAAUUGUCUUAAAAUCAUUUAUUUACUACCUAAGUACUCACAGAUGUUUCGGCGGUUGUCAGUCUUCGCGUUCAAUGAUACCGAAUUCCUAGCUGCAGACUAGUAAUUAAUAUCAAAGACUUGUUCUUAUUCUGUCGGUAUCGAUAGUCUAAGAGUUUAACCACGUGGGAUGGUUAAAAGAUUCAUCUACUCAAGCCUUAUUUCCCUCUGUGAUAGAGGUACUGGUCUCGUCUCAACCCUUAGCCCUCUCUUAAUUGUGGUAAGCUCGGUCUGGUGAUAGAAAACCCAGGUGGGGUUUUUAUUCGGAACAUAGAAAAGGGCUGUUUCAUGACGCCGGGUCCUGUCUUUGCCCCUGGGGGAGUGCUAAUGACUUAGUGAAACUUUAAACAGAAAUACAAUUCUCUCACAUUAACAUCAUUACAUAGCAUCACAUAAUUUCACAAAUAGUUUAAUCUUUACUCAUUCAUUUUAUACAACAAUUAGAUGUAAGCUGAGGCUGAGGCUAUUGUAUAAACAGGAUUAUGGUAAUGUGGCCGUAUUGUCUCUCACGAGUUUCACAAAAUUGUACCAAACGGACCAGUUCGUAGCUGGAUUCUUCACCGAUCUUUUAUACAUUCUCCAGAACAUAAAUAUUGUUCGGACCUCCAGUUCUGUGAGGUGGAAGAAAUUAAUUUGUUCUCUCUAUGAAAACGCACUCUCUCUAUACUCUGGCCAUGAGGAGAGGAUCUCCUCUAGGAGUUUACGAUGGUGCAGAGGUAGGGGGAUGGUGCUCGCUGUGUCCCAAGAGGGCAACGUCAUGACAAUAGCCUAAUAGAGGUAUUAGUGACUGGGGGUGUACAUGGGUGCAGUGAUAGCGAUGUGUGAAAACAUUGGGAUGAACAGUGGCAUUGUCAUUGAGGGUAAAUACUGUAUUAGGGUUAAUAGGGUUGAGCUAUUGAAAUUACAGAAGCACCAAUAUGUUACUCUGUCGUUUAGUUCUUAUUAAGGCCCUUCCCUUCUGUUAGAUCAUGCAUUAGCGCACAGUGAUCUACAGACCUCCAUUAACGUCAUAUCAGCAAUAAUCACUGUUCGUUUUAGAGCCAAUUUAUGCUUGAUCUGAAAAUGUGGUUGGAGGUGCUGCAUGGAUGGUGUGACGCAAUUACUGAGCCUCCAGAGGCAUGCGGAGGCCAAAUUGAGCUCCUUACUGCAUCGUCGUGUGCCGCCCAAAUUUUGUAACAAUGCGGAGGGCUCCGUAUAGCUUCGCAUUGAUAUGAUUGGUUGAUGGUAGGUCAGGGCGGGAGGUCCUGUACUCACUUCCUUGACAACAGCCCUGCUGCGCAAAGCACAAUAAGUAUGCAUGCCCUGACUACUGCAGAGGCCGUAUCACCGUAAACGCUGCAAAGCCUAUGCAGAAGUCAGAACCAUGCAGCGCCUUUAAGCUCCCAGAUCUCCAAUCCACUUCCACGGUCCAGAUACCAUCUGUCAGGACGGGCUAAUCUGAAAGGGGACUCUAUAAAACCACACCACUUCGAUACAGCUACAACCGGAAGUUACUUUUCGUAGCAGGUUGGGAGAUCAUUUUCACUAACCCUUUCCCUAACCUUAACCUAAUUCCCCUUACCUGCUACGUUAAUUAUCCUAACCUUCUGUGUAACUUCUCCUAACCUGCUAGGAAAAAGUCACUGUAUCAAAGUGGCAUGUUUUUAGGGAAUCUCAAUCUGAAAGGGUGGUGUUUAUGCCCACACACCAUAAGGUGGUACCUGGCUGCAGGGGCGCAACUUAUAAUUCCUUUUUUUAUCUAGUCGGAUAAACACUCUAAACAGCCUACCCGGCCGCUCGGAGGCGUCUGCACACAGUUGCCUCGUUUUGUAUCACAUUCCAAUGAUCAAACUGGGGAGGACAAAAAUGCAAUUACAAAAUUUGAGGGGGAUGGGGGGGACAUGUCGUCCCCCCCGUCCCCAGUGGAAGUUGCACCCCUGCCUGGCUGGGACCAACACUAGUAUGGCCCCAUGGUUCUUCUGAGAGACAGAAUCCAGCUGGACUAAAGAGAAGGAGAAACCGAACGGAGACAGAGAAAGACAUCCUUAGGUAAUCACUUCCCUGUGUGCAAUAUGGAAUUGCACUGGUUAUAUCCAUUUGGUAGCAGGAUAAGAGUUUAAUAGACUAUAAUGCUGAUCAUGCAAUCUAAAAGAUAAAAAAUCUAUCUUGUAAUUACAAAUUGUUAUCGACUGUGGAAUUCCAUCAUCAAGAAUCAAAAAUCACAAAACUCACUAAUCGUGACUAUUGUUUUCUCAUGUAGGCCUAGUUGAAAUUAACUAUUUGUAGAGCUGCCAGACAAAAAUGCUUGAAUGUGCCAAAAAACAAACUCCUAGGCCUAAAAGUAAGAAAAUAGGUUGUUUGACAACGGGCGUGACCAUUGUGGUGGUAGGAUGCCUGCUGUUAGGUGGGGUCAAACGGUCACCCCCUGGUUGAAUCCAUUCUCUUUUGAAACAAUUCAUUGACAAUCCGAAAGUGGUCAUAUCGUCGAAGACACAUUUUUGAGUGUUUAUUUAUACAUUUCAGAAUAACUGGGCUAAACCAGUCACAAAGGCCUAAUAAUGCAAUUUAUGUAAUGUAAGCUUGUGUUCUAAAAUAGGGAUUCUCGUCAUCAUCCCGAAAACUCACUCAUGUCGCGCUGUCAAACUGCCCAUGGUUGUCACGAUGGAUGUUUUUGGCGAUCCUGAUUGGACGACACAACUAAAUCUUCUAAUUAAAUCUCUGAGCCUGGAUGCUGAUUUGUGCUGGAGAUUGCUCCUCACAGAAAGAAUCCUGGUGAGAUGAGUGGACAGGAUGGCAACUCUACCGGUGGACUGCAGCUGAAUACUCCUAAAAGGACACAUUAGGUGAGCGUCCCGUCUUUAUCAUCUCCCCUCCUUUGUUAUGUCUGUUUGUGUAUUAUAUGUAGGCUACUACAAUUAGGGUGAUGCUAUUUAAAACCCUCGGUCACUCACGGGUCACAGACCACCGUUCUUCGGUAAUAAACCGGUCCAUCUGGAGUUGCAGGCACUUAAUUGUUACAAUCAAGAUAAGGCAUCACUCUAAAGUGGUUUGAAACAAACGGUGCGCUGUUCGCCCAGUUGAAACUGUUGUACUUAUUGACUCUUCUUAACACCUCAGAGCAUCUGGUUGGGACAACCUUGCCAUUCUUGCUUGCGUAAUUGGUAAAUCUGUAGGAUGCUUUGGAUUCAUGGUUUGUUGAUACAUGUGUGAUCAAGGUUGCCAUGAUGAUCAAGCCCACAGGGCACAGACGUCAAUUCAACGACGCUGAUUCAACCAGAGUUUUUUUUUUAUUGUAUGGUGAGUUUAACAUUGCUGAGGUUCCUCCCAGUCUUGCAUGGCAUGUGUCACCAUUCAUAAUAUGUUGCACAGCAAGGCCCCUAACUUAAAAAUGUAGCAUAAUCCUUACUUCAAAUAAGAUUUUAUAAACUGGGUUGUUCAAGCCCUGAAUGUUGAUUGGCUGACAGCUGUGAUAUAUCAGACCUUAUACCAUGGGUAUGACAAAACAUUUAUUUUUACUGCUCUAAUUACGUUGGUAACCAGUCUAUAAUAGCAAUAAGGCACUUCUGAGGUUUGUGAUAUAUGGCCAAUAUACCACGUCUGAAGGCUGUGUCCAGGCACUCCACGUUGCGUCGUGCUAAGAACAGCUCUUAGCCAUGGAAUAUUGGCCAUAUACCACCACUGGCUGUUUCAGGGUCCAAUACAAUGAAUUGCCUCUAAGUAAUUUUCCAUGAAUUAAAUGAAAGACUCUGGGAUGAAGUAAAGAGUAGUUUGUUCCAUGAUAACUUGUAUGUGCUCUGAUGGCAUUACAUAAAGACGAAUGGGAUUUGGUUAGUAAUGUAAUCCGGACAGGUUUGACUCGACUGCCUCUGUCUCACACACCUUCUGGUCUGAAUUGUCUGGCUGUGUCUAAUGGAACGUGGAGGUUAUCGUCAGUGGCUGUGUCCCAGCAGGUGGUGUGAUGUGAGGGGAUGCCCCUGGUCAAGAGGAGCAUAGAUCCCCGGCACCUCUGCCGCGGGGCGCUGCCCAAGGGGAUUGGCAGUGAGCUGGAGUGCGUCACCAACAACAGUCUGUCUGCCAUAAUACGUCAGCUCAGCAGUCUAAGUAAACAUGCAGAGGAUGUCUUUGGAGAGUUGUUUAGUGAGGCUAACACCUUUUACCUGCGCGCAAACGGUCUCCAAGACCGCAUCGACCGCUUGGCUGUCAAGGUCACCCAGCUGGAUUCCACUGUGGAAGAAGUCUCUCUGCAGGACAUCAACAUGAGGAAGGCAUUUAAGAGUUCCACAGUCCAGGACCAGCAGGUGGUGUCCAAUAGCAGCACGUCCAACCCUGUGGCAGAGAUGUACAACACCAGCGACAAGCCUCCUCCUCUCAGCAUCCUCUCUGCCUACAGAGAUGACCACACUGAUGGGAUGAAGUUCUAUACAGACCCGUCCUACUUCUUUGACCUGUGGAGAGAGAAGAUGCUGCAGGACACGGAGGACAAGAGAAAGGAGAGAAGAAGACAACGGGAGCAGAAGCGAUGUGUUGACAGCACACUUCAGCGUGAGGUGAAGAAGGUUCGUAAAGCCCGAAACCGCCGUCACGAGUGGAACAUGAUGGCGUUCGACAAAGAGCUCCGCCCAGACCAUCGCCACCCUCACUCUCUCCACCGGGGGGCGUCAUCUGAGGGCUCCCUCUCCCCGGAGAGCAGAUAUGAUCUGCCAGACUACCCAACUGCUCCAGGCCUUCCCCAUGCUACAUCCAACCACACCCUGGCUCACCCCUACCAGCCUGCAGACAUCCAUGAGUCUGUAGAGCAUGAGUACCACAGCAUCGGAGUCGGCUACAGAGAAGGGACUCUUAACCGCACACACUACCCCAACCCUCUGCAUCACCCCACUGAGAGAAUGAAUGGUACGAUAACGCUUCCACCUGCAGACUACAGUAUAAUGGAGUACUAUGCCAGUUCUGGACCACCACCUCCUCCCCCAGCCCCUCUUAUCCCAUCUGCACAGACAGCCUUUGGCUCUCCCAUGGUGUCCCCCAACCCCCUUACUGGAUCCUCAGGCUGUUGUCCCCCAAUGCUAUCUCCCCCAGGACCCCAUAUGAUUCCACCUCCCCCAGGUCCUCCACCACCACCAGUCCCUCCCGCUCCCCCCCAAGUGGCAGGACUCGGUGAUUGGAAGAGACAGGACACCCAGCCUGUCACUGGUACACGAAGUGACCUUCUGUCAGCAAUUCGCAUGGGUAUCCAGCUGAAGAAGGGUCAGGAGCAGCAGGAGCAGCAGGCCAAGCGGGAGCCUGUGGGGAACGACGUGGCCACCAUCCUGUCCCGACGCAUCGCAGUGGACUACAGCGACUCAGAGGACGACUCCGAACUGGAGGACAACGACUGGUCAGACUGACCCUGACACCGCCCCCACACGGUGACCAAACACCAUGGACACAUCUCUCCUCCAGCCCAACUAUCCCACAACGGAUAUGAUGUGGUACAGCUGUACAGAUGAAUGAGUCUCAUAUGCGGUCAGGGACACUUUUUACAGACCGAUGACCAUAUUAUGGUUCAUAGUGAUUAGUGGGCAUUGGCUGAGGACAGUUUCAUUUUAGUUUUAGCCAUUUUGUCCAGUAGGUGAAUUAACUUAAUUUUAAGGCAAAUUAGUUUCCUGAUGAACUGAGAUUCAGCUGAAAUCACUCAAAGGUAUGUGGACCAAAUAACCAAGUGGUGAAUUUUCCUACUGUACCUACAGAGCUGUAUGAGCUCUUUUACUCAGACACCAACAUGAUCAUUUCAUCUAAAUGAAUCACCAACACUGUACUCUCAA